This is a messenger RNA of Myzus persicae (green peach aphid), 1176 nucleotides long. RefSeq names its product protein ALP1-like. The coding region runs from base 1 to 1176 and encodes 391 amino acids. Lineage: Eukaryota; Metazoa; Arthropoda; Insecta; Hemiptera; Aphididae. The transcript is spliced from 3 exons. The record is from RefSeq and is a predicted model, not a curated record.
AUGGACGUUGAAGAAGUGAUUGCUGUUUAUUACAUCUACGAUCGCUACAUAAAAAAGAAAAAGAAAAAAAAAUACUGGAUACAUCCUUUCCUACAAACCAAAGAUGAAACCAGGCAUUUUGAUAUAUUUUUUGAAAACCUCAAAAAAUAUGAAGACAAGUUUUUUGGUUACAUGAGAAUGAGUUUAAAAUCAUUUGAAAAAUUAUUGAGGAUUUUAAGAACAUCAAUAACGAAGGAAGACACACGAUUCCGAAAAAGUAUUAAGCCUGAAGAAAAGUUAACCAUUGUACUACGAUAUUUUGCAACAGGUUGCUCAUUUGCAGAACUACAUUAUGUUUUUCGGAUUGGAAUUAGUACUGUCGCAGAAAUUGUCCGAGAAGUAUGUGCUGCAAUAUGGUAUUGUUUAAAAGAAAUAUGUCUACCUGAACUAACAAAAGAAAUGUGGUAUCAAAUUGCAAAUGGUUUUUUUAAGAGAGCAAAUUUUCCUCACUGCAUAGGUGCAUGUGACGGCAAACAUAUUAGAAUUAUAGCACCUGCCAAUAGUGGAUCAAUGUGCUAUAAUUACAAAGGAUUUUUCUCUCUAGUUUUAAUGGCAAUUUGUGACAGUGACUAUAAAUUUGUACUAAUAGACGUUGGAGCGUAUGGGAGAUUUGGAGACUCAGCAAUUUUUCAAAAUUCUAAUUUUUAUAAAAAAAUUCAGGAGAAACGUCUGAACAUUCCCGAUCCAUCACCGAUUUCGCCAGAUAGUACCACUUGUUUGCCGUUCGAUUUUGUUGGCGAUGAAGCGUUCGCUUUAAGUACAACUAUGAUGCGUCCAUAUGCAAGAAACAAUUUAAAUGUUACAAAAAAAACCUAUAAUUAUAGGCAUUGCAGAGCUAGGCGUUAUAUAGAAUGCACAUUUGGCAUACUUGCAAAUAAAUGGCGAAUAUUUCAUAGACCUAUCAAUGUAAAUAUUGAUUUAGUUAAUGAUAUAAUCAAAUCUGCUUGUUUUUUGCAUAAUUUUGUGAGAGAUAGAGAUGGUUUUUCUUUUGAAGACACUUUAAAUAACCCAUUAGCCGAAACCAUUGCAUCAGAUAGUGUUCGAAGAAAUGACAGAACUGCAUUGAGAUACCGUGAAUUAUUCGCAGAAUACUUUAUGACCGAGGGAAGAUUGGACUGGCAAGACAAUUACAUUUAA